Knipowitschia caucasica is the source of this 1221-nucleotide messenger RNA. The record is from the annotation of a GenBank genome assembly. Lineage: Eukaryota; Metazoa; Chordata; Actinopteri; Gobiiformes; Gobiidae.
AUGUUCAUAUGUUCCAGUGGGCCGCGUCUUGGAGCGCGGCCCACUCCCCUGCGCGAUCCAGGGGCCCACAACUUCAACCCAGGCGCAGGUUGGAGCUCGCUGCCCGAACAGCUGCCCGAUCCUUUUCCCUAUCGAGCUGAACUCGACUUGCCUGUCCCGCAGCGGCGCAACUGCGCUCCAACUCCCACCAAAAAGGAGCACCGUGGACCAUCACGCCUCAAGCCACCUCUGGGCUUCCCGGGACCGAUCCCCGCUCCCUGCUCCCGUGUGUGGAAAGACUGGAGUGUGUGCGCGCCCGCUCUCUGUGUGUGUGUCUUGAGGAGGUGGAUCUCUGGAGGUAGAUGCAGAUGUUCUCUGAGACUCGAUGGAAAAACUGCUGUUGUGACCGGAGCCAACGGAGGAAUCGGGAAAGAGACGAGCAGAGAGUUCGCCAAGAGAGGCGCACGCGUCAUCAUGGCGUGCCGUGACAUCAUCCGUGGCGAGGCGGCAGCGCAGGAGAUCCGGUCGAGCACCGGGAACGGAGACGUGGAGGUGAAACAUCUGGACCUGAGCUCUCUGCUCUCAGUGAGGAGCUUCUGUGAGGAGGUGCUGAGGACGGAGGAGAGUCUGCACCUCCUGGUCAACAACGCAGGGGUCAUGAUGUGUCCAAAGUGGUUGACGGAGGACGGGUUUGAGAUGCAGAUUGCUGUCAAUCAUCUGGGCCACUUUCUGUUGACCAAUCAGCUGCUGCCGUUGCUCAGAAGCUCCGCCCCCAGCCGCAUCAUCAACGUGUCCUCGAUCGCCCACAAAGGAGGGGAGGUGGAUGUGGACGACCUGUUCUUCAGCAGAAGGAGUUACUCUCCUCUGAAGAGCUACAGACAGAGCAAACUGGCAAAUGUUCUGUUCACAAGAGAACUGAGCAGGAGGGAGAGGGGCUCGGGUGUGUCUUGCUUCUGUCUUCACCCCGGUGUGAUCAGGACAGAGCUCGGGCGCCAUGUUGAAUCGUCGUUCCCGCUCCUCGCGCUGCUGCUGAGUUUUCCCGCGCUGCUGUUCAUGAAGACGCCACACGAGGGCAGUCAAACCACAGUGUACUGCGCCGUGACGCCAGGACUGGAGAGCAAGAGCGGGAAGUACUUCAGUGAUUGUGCAGAGAAGGAGACAGCAGCUGAAGGACGAGACGAUGAAACGGCUUUAAAACUGUGGAACGAGAGCUGUCGCCUGGUGGGACUGGACCAGGACUGA